This is a messenger RNA of Cynoglossus semilaevis (tongue sole), 3207 nucleotides long. Its product is annotated as androgen-dependent TFPI-regulating protein. Lineage: Eukaryota; Metazoa; Chordata; Actinopteri; Pleuronectiformes; Cynoglossidae. The record is from RefSeq and is a predicted model, not a curated record. The transcript is spliced from 6 exons. Gene Ontology annotation, cellular component: endomembrane system; membrane. Bases 278 to 970 code for a protein of 230 amino acids.
UUAAGGCCUCAGUGUAAAUAAAACUGUCACAUGCUGCUAGUCGUCAGCAUAGCACCCUAUACUUCUGGAGCGACAGUACUCCUUUUGUCUUUCAGUGCUGCUUUGCUUAGCAAAUGUUGUGGUAAGCCAGAGCUGCUGUAAGUUAGACUAAUCUUCAAAGAGCCAAGGCUACUCUACAGUCUGCACUUCCACUGAUCCGAAGCUCAAAGACAGACAGACACAGUUUUCUUCUCUACAGUGUUUGUGUUUCAUCGCGUUUAUUUCCACCUGGCUUGAAAUGGCUUCAUACGUGAGGAGACUGUUCCACAUCUCAGCCUUCAGCUGGUAUGCUUUCAUUGUAAAGACUCUGGCUGCCAAGGAUGGAGAGGAGUUACCUGCAGGUAUAUUUGUUUAUGGAGGACCUUGGAAGUACCUGACUUUUUUAAAUUUGUUAUUGCAGACGUUUCUCUUUGGACUAGCCACAGUGAAUGAUCUACAACCUGGGAAAAACACAGAGCACGUUCUCAGCAGAUGUAAAGACUUCAUCUUCUCUGUCUUUGGCUUUCCUGUAGGCAUGUUUGUGGUCGUACUUUUCUGGACCAUCUUUGUCUACGACAGAGAGUUAGUCUACCCGGCAACUAUUGACACCUUCUUUCCACCCUGGAUAAACCAUGCUGUGCACACAGUUGUCCUGCCUCUGUUACUUGGAGAAGUGCUGCUGCAGCCACACGUCUACCCACAGACUAAGAAUGCUCUGGCAGCAUUAGGAGCUGUGAGUCUGGCCUAUAUGCUGUGGAUUUUGUGGGUGUACAGUUCCACUGGUAUCUGGGUGUAUCCCAUCCUGGGGCACUUCAGCAGUUGUGGUCUGGUGGGCUUCUUUUUCUUAAACACGUCUUUGGUGACCUUGUUCUACUUGCUCGGGGAGAGACUCAACAGCCUCGUGUGGAAUAAAGAAGUAAAACACAGAGCAGCGAAGAGAAAGAGACAAUAACUUACUUUUUCGCAAUGGAGCGUUCAAGCACAAGACCGAUUAUUGAGAGUAAGAUGAUUUUACUUUGAAAAAAACUUUAUUUCUUUUUUUAACUUUUGCUGUUCAAAUAUAAAGUUAACAUAAGCACCAAAACAUUUUACACCAUCACUCUGGGACAUUCUGUGUUUGGCUCGACCAAUGUCUUCAGCAGCACAUCUUACUGUUAAAUGUUCCGUUUUUCUAAGCUUCCACAGGGACCAUAUAAAUUUAAUUUUAGAUUUAGAUUUUAGUAAGGAUGUCCGAUAAUAUCGACUGACUGAUAUUAUCAGCCCAAUAUUAGCAUAAUUAUGAAAUCUCUAACAUCUAAUAAUACAUAAUAUCUUAUUUCCUCUGAUAAUGAAAACCCGACAACCCAAUGCCCGGGUUAAGCCAAAUGAUGUGUGAUCAAAAAAUAGUUUUGGGGAUGGUAGCAUUGCUGCUCAUUUAAUUAAUCUAUAGUAAUAAUCAGUGGAUUGUAUGCAGAAUGCUGGUGCCAGCAACUCUAUACACUGGUUUGUACAGAUAAAUACAUAAAUAUUACCUAACCUAUAUCAGUAUUGGUUGAUAUCGGAAUCGGAAAUUAAGUGACAAUAUUGGCAUAUCAAUUAUCGGCAAAAAGUUAAUAUCGGACAUCCAUAGAUUUUAGGACCUAGUGGAACAAUAAAUACACAUUUAAUCACUUAACACAUUUCUAAAAAAAAAACUAAAAAAAAAAAGUUUCGGAUGCUUUUUUCACACAUUUAGCCCAAAUCAUAGUCGGGCGUUUAGGAAAUGACUCCCAUGAAUUAGCCCUGUCAUAUUUGAUUCUGAAGCCAGUUUCCAAUGAAUAAUAAUAUAUCCAAAGGGGCAAAGCAGGGAGAAGGUUUAUCAGGAUGAUCUCCUUCUUUUCUUGUCUCUUGUCUCUCCUUCUUUGGCAGAGAUCAACCGCACUGUAAGUCCCUGUAGCCUUUCAAAUGAUGCAGGUAGUUAGGGUCUGCAUCCACCAAUCCAACUGAGAGGAUUUUGGCCAGUAAAUGCAUAUCACUUGAACUAAAAGCCUGCAACAGAGAUGCGAAAGUCAGACGUAUAAUGACAUUUUAAUAUAAUUAGGUCAGUGUAAUCUUUGGCUAUUUAUGAGCACACACCUUUCUGUUGAUUGCACUUGACUCAGGCAGCUUUAAUUUUCUAGGUUUACUCUUCUGUCAAAGACAAUUAUAAUUUCAGAAAAUUUGGCUCACCUUCUUAUUUGACUCAUGACUCGUGCAACGUGCUCUACCAGGUAAAAGUGUCUCUUUGUUUUUGUAGAGAUUGAAAAAUAACAAGAACAAUGUUAAAAUUACUCACCUCCUGAAGUCCUUUAGAGAAGAACAUUAUGAUAAAGAGUAGGCCGAUGAUAGUCUAAAUAAUUAAAAAGCCACAAUCAAUUUUUUUACACAAAAAAUGGAUGAAUUGACAUUCACAGUAUCUGCAGAUAAGAAAACAAUCUAAAGAUGACAACAUUUCCAGCAGGUUUCAACACAUGUACUACAAAUAGAAAAAAACAAAGGUAUGACUGAAAUUGAUACUGAAUACUGAAUCAUAAUGCUAAAAAUGAUUUAAAAAAUUGUAAUAAAUAAAUAAGUUCUUUCUCAAAAUAAAUUACAGCUGCAAGGUAGUAAUAUGUGAACUGCUGAAUGGCAACAAUUAAAACUAAAUUAUAUAAAAAUACAAUUGAAUAAAUAAUUACUUCAGUUCACAUUGCUGUAAUGUUAACUUCUGCCAUUAUACUUACUCCCAGGAGGUACAGCAUUUUCCUCUCAGCUUUGUUCUGUCUUCUGCUCUGUUGGUUUACCGAUUCCGACGGUGCUGUCAAACGAAUGAGCUGUUUUUGCUCUCAGUCUCCUGACCAUGUGAAGAAACACCCGUAAAGAUCCAGCACAACCAGAUCUGCUGCAUUUUCAAGAGUCACCUGCUGAUUAACUCAUGGCACAACAGUGUUGUCAGUGUUGAGUCAAACUAGUGUAAAGAGGUCAAUCUUUUGACCUCAGUGUCUACGCAGGUUCUAUUUUAGAUUGUUUUUAUGUCAUCAUAGAUAACAAUAAAGGUUGUUCAUGGAAGUGGCCCGUGACUUAUGACGCAGCACAUAGAAUUGUGUAAUAAAUAUAGAUCAUUAGAUUAAACACAGCCUUUGUGUGAUUGUCUGUGUAUUUUCACCUCCGAGGUUUUGUUGUGAUUAAUCCAAUAAAAAUAGAAACAAAGCA